Messenger RNA from Miscanthus lutarioriparius, 1050 nucleotides. NCBI's taxonomy places the organism in Eukaryota, Viridiplantae, Streptophyta, Magnoliopsida, Poales, Poaceae. The record is from the annotation of a GenBank genome assembly.
AUGGCCUCCCACCAUUCCGAGCCCCUCGCCGCCGCCGCCGUCCCCCUCAGAUAUCCUAGUGAUUGUGAUAAUUACCUGCUGAUAGAUAACAACCCAGAAUUACCAUGCCCCCCUUAUCAUAUCGUUACCAAACCUGGUCAACUCCCAGUUGAGUUUCUUGAACCCUCAGCUGCCCAGAAGUUGGUAAUUGGAUUUGACUGUGAAGGUGUUGAUCUCUGUCGCAAUGGUGCUCUCUGUAUUAUGCAGCUUGCAUUCCCUGAUGCUGUUUACCUAGUUGAUGCUAUUGAGGGUGGAAAAGAACUUAUUCAAGCUUGUAAGCCCGCACUUGAGUCUGAUCAUAUCACCAAAGUUAUUCAUGAUUGUAAAAGGGACAGCGAGGCUUUGUAUUUUCAGUUUGGCAUCAAACUGCAUAAUGUGAUGGAUACACAGAUCGCUUAUUCUCUGAUACAAGAGCAGGAGCAGGAAGGAAAAAAGAAGAGAUCUGAUGAUUAUAAUUACAUAUCUUUUGUCAGCCUUCUUGCUGAUAAACGAUUCUGUGGCAUACAAUAUCCUGAAAAGGAAGAAGUCCGUACCCUUCUAAGGCAGGACCCUAACUUUUGGACAAUUAGGCCCUUGUCUGAUAUGAUGGUUCGAGCUGCCACAGAUGAUGUCCGCUUCCUUCUCAAUAUCUAUGAGAAAAUGAUGGAAAAGUUAAGCAAAGUAUCUUUAUGGCGUCUGGCAGUUCGCAGUGAGCUGUACUGUAGGUGCUUUUGCUUAAAUGACAACCAGUUUGCAGAUUGGUCACCUCUUCCUCCUGUCCCUGAUGACAUUGAAGCUGAUGUUUAUGUUCCUGAAGCUGAUAUCCUGUCAGUCUUAGAUGUGCCUUCUGGGAAAAUGGGACGAGUUAUUGGCAGAAAGGGGUCAACGAUAAUGGCUGUGAAAGAAUCUUGCAAUGUUGAAAUCCAUAUCGGUGGUGCUAAGGGGCCUCCAGACAGGGUGUUCAUCAUUGGACCAGUGAAGGAAGUCAGGAAAGCGGAGGCCAUCUUCAGAGGCCGAAUGCUGGAGUUCUAG